GGACUAGUUAGACCGGACAUCCAAACUCGGUGUGAGUUUCUCUCAAACUAGUUUUGCGCCAAAUGGCCUCAACUUAACAAACAACUCAAAAAACCUGCUCUUUUUCUCUUCCGUUAUCGAAACGUUUCUCGUUUCUUUUGCCUAACCCAGAAACCGUUUCUAGGGUUUCUCAAAACUCUUCCCUCUCUUCUAAUUUCACUCACAGAUUGCCACAAAGUUCUGUAAUUUGCGCAACGACGUCGUUUUUGGUGGGAAGUACUUGCCAAAGUUUGAUUCUUUUGUUCAAUUGGGAUUGUUAGUGGUGUUUUUGUUGCUGCCUUGUGCUAAUUGGAGCUGGAAGGGGAUUGGUUUUGGGGUUAAAGCUUGAAGAUUUGUUGGGAUUGUUUGAAUUGCUGAAGAGGGUUUUCGGCGUUUUCGAUAUCGAAGCUGUUUAGUGUGGUUUUAGGGUGUUUGGGAUAGGUGGAUUGGGGUGGGGGAUAAGGCAUUGGUGAGGUAAUAGGAUAUGAGUAGUGUAUUUAGUGAGCAGAUACUUGCAGAUAAGCUCUCCAAGCUCAACAGCACCCAGCAGUGUAUCGAGACUUUGUCACACUGGUGUAUAUUUCAUCGGAGCAAAGCUGAAUUGGUUGUUACAACAUGGGAGAAACAGUUCCAUAGUGCACAAAUGGUGCAAAAAGUCCCUCUCUUGUAUCUUGCAAAUGACAUCCUACAGAACAGCAAGCGUAAAGGAAAUGAAUUUGUUACUGAGUUUUGGAAGGUUCUUCCAGGAGCGCUUAAAGUUAUUAGUGAGGAAGGCGAUGACCAUGGAAAGAAUGUUGUCUCUAGAUUGGUUGGGAUAUGGGAAGAGAGGAGAGUUUUUGGGUCUCGCACACGGAGCCUUAAAGAACUAAUGCUUGGGGAAGAAGUGCCUCCACCAUUGGAGUUAAGUGGCAAAAAGCGCUCGCGUUCGGUCAGGAUUAUGAAAAGAGAUUCACGCUCUAUCAGAACGAAACUUUCCAUUGGAGGUGCAGCUGAGAAGAUUGUAUCGGCAUUUCACUUGGUGAUCAGUGAAAAUCCAAAUGAAGAUGCCGAGAUGAGUAAAUGCAAGUCUGCAGUUCACCAAGUAAGGAAGUUGGAGAAAGAUGUUGACAGUGCCUGUACUACUGCAAAGGAUCCAAAACGGAAAAGUCUAGCAAAAGAACUCGAGGAGGAAGAAAAUGUGUUGAAGCAGUGUUUUGAAAAACUUAAAUCAGUUGAAGCAAGUAGAGUAGCACUUGUAUCUCAAUUAAGAGAAGCUUUGCAUGAACAGGAAUCAGAACUGGAGAAUGUUAGAACUCAUAUGCAGGUGGCACAAGCACAGGCAGAAGAAGCCAGCAACAUGCGGAAACGGCUAAAUGAUGAAGAUUAUAUAUGUAAUCCAUCAAGUGCCGAUGCAAAUUCCAAAGGAGGGCAAACACCUAAGAAGUCUGCUGCAGCCAUUGCAGCUCUGGUUGCAGACAAGCUUGCUGCUUCUAGUUCCUCUCAAUUAAUUAUGACUUCUGUUCUUUCUACUUUUGCUGCUGAAGAGGCAAAGACUGCUGGCCUGACCAAGCCUUCCACCUCUUCCAAUUCAUUCCCAUCCACGCCAAAGAGUUCGGGCACUGAUUCAAUGUCUAAACCUGAAAGGUCCAUGCCAGUUUCAGAUCCCAUUGUUUUUAUGUCAACACAGCCACCCGCUGUGCCUCCAAACCACUCGUACCAAUCAGCAAUGGUUCCGCAACAGCAGAAUCAUGUCCCGACCUCACAAGCUCAGUUUCAUAUGCUUCAAAACCCCUCUUCACAACAAUAUUUACAGCCUUCAGGAGGUGUCAUGGGCCAAUAUGUUUACGGGAAUAUCCCACCUUUGCCUCUAGGAGCGCCACCACCCCCACCGCAUAUGGUAAGUCCAAUGGUGCCUUUAUCUCAGCAGCCCUUGCAAAUGAACCAGCAGCCCUCACCAGUUACUCAGCAGCAACAAAUACCCUUAAUUCAACAACCUCCUACUUUCCGGCCACUUCAACCACCCGGAAUGGUGUAUUAUAGCCUUCCUCAUCAUUCUCAGUGAAUUUGAAUACUUCAGGUAGGCAGUAUAACCAAUGUGAGCUUUAUUUCUGUUUUCAGGAAAAAAUCAUCAAAGUUUUGUUUAAUCAUGUUGACUCUUUUUUUUGGGGUUCAGCAUUUUGGCUAUUCUUUUUUCAAGCCAGCAUUUGCUCUUUUAAGAUUAUUUAUAAAUUACUCAUUGGAUAACAGCCACAUCAUUUUCUG
Molecule: messenger RNA, 2259 nt
Organism: Fragaria vesca subsp. vesca
Lineage: Eukaryota; Viridiplantae; Streptophyta; Magnoliopsida; Rosales; Rosaceae
Product: regulation of nuclear pre-mRNA domain-containing protein 2-like
Exons: 7
Coding region: 503-2059 (518 amino acids)
Biological process (GO): mRNA 3'-end processing
Cellular component (GO): RNA polymerase II, holoenzyme
Molecular function (GO): RNA polymerase II complex binding
Source: RefSeq, a predicted model, not a curated record